Molecule: messenger RNA, 2283 nt
Organism: Fibroporia radiculosa
Lineage: Eukaryota; Fungi; Basidiomycota; Agaricomycetes; Polyporales; Fibroporiaceae
Exons: 4
Coding region: 1-2283 (760 amino acids)
Biological process (GO): arabinan catabolic process; xylan catabolic process
Cellular component (GO): plant-type cell wall
Molecular function (GO): xylan 1,4-beta-xylosidase activity; alpha-L-arabinofuranosidase activity
Source: RefSeq, a predicted model, not a curated record
AUGUCUAUCCUCCUAGCGCUCUCAUGUCUGGCGUUGGCCGGUCCUGCCAUUGCAGCCUUCCCUGAUUGUACCACUGGGCCACUCGCGAACAAUACUGUCUGCGAUACCUCUGCCAGUCCUGUCGCCCGUGCAACGGCUUUGAUCGGCCUCUUCACACUAGAAGAGAAAAUAAAUAACACCGGGAAUACUAGCCCCGGUGUUCCUCGACUAGGGCUACCUGCAUACCAAUGGUGGCAGGAGGCUCUGCACGGUGUCGCCGAAUCACCUGGUGUUAUUUUUGCUGAAACUGGGGAGUACAGCUACGCGACGUCAUUCCCUCAGCCCAUCCUAAUGGGCGCCGCUUUUGACGAUGAACUGAUCAACCAAGUCGCAACAAUCGUCAGCACGGAGGCUCGUGCCUUCAACAACGCCAACCGCUCCGGGCUCGAUUUCUGGACGCCCAAUAUUAAUCCUUUCAAAGAUCCGCGAUGGGGCCGAGGCCAGGAGACCCCCGGAGAGGACCCAUUCCACCUGCAAUCAUACGUUUACAAUCUGAUUACAGGUCUGCAAGGCGGGUUGGACCCCGAGUACAAGCGCAUUGUUGCAACUUGCAAACACUACGCGGGUUACGAUCUUGAGAACUGGGAAGGCAAUGUUCGUUAUGGGUUUGACGCGCUUAUUUCGAUUCAAGACCUCUCCGAAUUCUACACUCGGUCCUUCGAGACAUGCGCUCGCGAUGCCAACGUCGGUGCCUUCAUGUGCUCCUACAACGCUGUCAACGGUGUUCCAUCAUGCGCUAACUCUUAUCUCCUGCAAGAUAUCCUCCGCGGCCACUGGAACUGGACAAGCGACGACCAAUGGAUCACCUCCGAUUGCGAUGCGAUCCAGAACAUCUACGAGCCGCACUAUUACGCACCGACACGCGAGCUGACUGUCGCGGAUGCUUUGAACGCUGGUGCGGAUCUUGACUGUGGAACAUAUUACCCUGAAAACCUCGGGGCAGCAUAUGAUGAGGGUCUCUUUGCGGAGUCUACCCUAGACCGCGCGCUCAUCCGACAAUACGCGUCGUUGGUCAAGCUUGGGUAUUUCGAUCCCGCCGAAAAUCAGCCAUAUCGUCAGAUCGGUUGGGCCAACGUGAGCACCCCCGAAGCAGAAGAGCUAGCAUACCGGGCCGCCGUUGAGGGCAUCACGCUCAUUAAGAACGAUGGCACGCUUCCGCUUUCCCCGUCGAUCAAAUCUCUUGCCCUCAUCGGUCCAUGGGCAAAUGCCACGACCCAGAUGCAGGGUAACUACUAUGGCCAGCCUCCUUACCUGAUCAGCCCUUUAAUGGCGGCCGAAGCGCUCAACUACACUGUCUAUUACUCUCCUGGACCCGGUGUAGACGAUCCGACUACGAGCUCCUUCCCUGCAGCAUUCGCUGCGGCUCAGGCUGCAGACGCUAUCAUCUACAUCGGUGGCAUUGACACAACCGUCGAGGCUGAAGCCAUGGACCGCUACACCCUCGACUGGCCCGGCGUCCAGCCCGAUUUCAUCGACCAGCUGUCCCAGUUUGGAAAGCCGCUCGUCGUGCUGCAGAUGGGUGGUGGUCAGGUCGACGACUCGUGCUUGCUGCCCAACACCAACGUGAAUGCCCUCAUCUGGGGUGGUUAUCCUGGCCAAAGCGGCGGCACGGCGCUCAUGGACAUCAUCGUCGGAAACGCCGCGCCUGCGGGCCGUCUUCCCACCACGCAGUAUCCCCUUGAUUACGUCUACCAGGUCGCAAUGACAGACAUGUCCCUGCGUCCAAGCGCGACAAACCCCGGACGCACGUACAUGUGGUACACGGGCACCCCGAUUGUCGAGUUCGGGUUCGGCCUGCAUUAUACCAACUUCUCUGCGGAGUUGUCCCAGCCUUCGGCCCCAUCGUAUGAUAUCGCCUCGCUGGUUGGCGCGUGCGAGGGCGUCGCACACCUCGAUCUCUGCGCGUUCGAGUCGUACACAGUGAACGUGACGAACAUCGGCAGCAAGGUCACCUCGGACUACGUUGCGCUGCUCUUCGUCGCGGGCGAGCACGGACCCGCGCCCAUUCCGAAUAAAGUGUUGGCGGCAUACGACCGCCUUCACACUAUUGCCCCUUUGUCGAGUCAGCAGGCGACGCUGAACUUGACCCUCGGCUCGCUGUCGCGCGUCGACGAGUAUGGAAACAGGGUCUUGUAUCCAGGAGAGUAUACACUCAUCUUGGAUGUCCUUCCGCAGGCUACCGUUAGUUUCACGCUGACAGGAGAGGAAGCAUACCUCGAUUACUGGCCGCAGCCGCCGGCGUGA